Helianthus annuus (common sunflower) is the source of this 849-nucleotide messenger RNA. RefSeq lists its product as uncharacterized. NCBI's taxonomy places the organism in Eukaryota, Viridiplantae, Streptophyta, Magnoliopsida, Asterales, Asteraceae. Bases 1 to 849 code for a protein of 282 amino acids. The transcript has 3 exons. The record is from RefSeq and is a predicted model, not a curated record.
AUGGAUUCCCCUAGUUUCUCUUCCAUGGUAAAUUUUUACUACAAAGAGUUUUUUGCGGACGACGAUGAAACCACCGAUGAGGAGGUCGCGCAAGAGGCGGUUACGAGUGCUUGUCAACUAGCGGCGAGAUAUGUGAAGCAUUGUCGCUGGCCCGAACCUGAAAUUAAAACAAGAGGUUAUGUUGAACAAGAUCGACGCGCGGCACACGAUCGGUUGAUGAAAGAUUAUUUUCAUGAGCCGCCGACAUUUUCGAACCAAAAAAUUUUUAGGUGUCAUUUCCGAAUGAGUAAGCGUUUGUUUCUACGCAUCGUCGACGACUUGGAAACCAACUACUAUUAUUUUAAACAAAAAGCAGAUGCGAAAGGGACACUUGGAUUUACCGGUAUUCAAAAGUGUACGUCGGCCCUACGAGUCCUUGCUUACGUAAACACAACCGACAUCGACGACGAGUAUUUAAAAAUGGCCGAGAAAACAACGCGAGACACCUUGGAGCAUUUUUGUCGCGGUGCGCGUUAUCUUAGAACGCCCACAUGGGACGACCUUCAAAAGAUCUACGAGGUACAUUCGGCUGAGCAUAGUUUGCCUGGUAUGAUCGGGAGCUUGGAUUGCAUGCAUUGGCGAUGGGAUAACUGCCCGACCGCAUGGCGAGGUCAACACACACGGGCUGACCAAAAAGGACCUACUGUUAUCCUUCAGGCGGUUGCCUCACAGGAUCUUUGGGUUUGGUAUUCGAUUGUCGUGAAGACGUUUAGUGAUCCUAUCGAUGAAAAAAGAGCACACUUUAAAAAGAUUCAAGAAUCUUCACGAAAAGACACUGAGAGAUGCUUUGGGGUUCUUAAACAACGAUGA